AUGACAAAAAUCCCAUAUGCUUCAGUUGUGGGGAGUUUGAUAUAUCCACAGAUUUACACAAGACUAAACAUUAGUUUUGCAGUUGGCAUGCUUGGGCGUUACCAGAGUAACCCAUGGAUGUCUCAUUGGAAAGCAGCAAAGAGGGUAUUGCGAUAUCUGCAAGGAACUAAGGACUACCAGCUUACCUUUAGGAGAACUGAUAACUUAGAGGUAACUGGAUACUCAAACUCUGAUUUUGCCGGUUGUUCUGAUAGUAGGAAAUUUACUUCAGGAUAUGUUUUCCUACUAGUCGGUGGAGCAAUCUCAUGGAAAAUUAUGAAGCAAACUAUCACUCCUUCAUCAACAAUGGAGGCUGAGUUUGUGGCAUGCUUUGAGGCCACAGUGCAUGGUUUAUGGCUGAGGAACUUUAUCUUAGGGCUUAGAGUUGUCGACUUUAUAGAAAGGCCGCUGAAAAUUUAUUAUGAUAAUUCCUCUGCAGUAUUUUUCUCCAAAAAUGAUAGGUAUUCUAAAGGUGCUAAACACAUGGAGCUCAAAUACCUAAGUGUCAAGGAGGAAGUACAGAAACAAACAGUGUCCAUAGAACAUAUUAGUACCACGCUUAGGAUAGCAAAUCCAUUAACGAAGGGUUUAGUAGCGAAGCAGUUUAAAGAGCAUGUUUGGAGGAAUGAUGAAAAGAUAAUGUCUGCAACAGACAUGAAUUAG
Molecule: messenger RNA, 702 nt
Organism: Carya illinoinensis
Lineage: Eukaryota; Viridiplantae; Streptophyta; Magnoliopsida; Fagales; Juglandaceae
Product: secreted RxLR effector protein 161-like
Exons: 2
Coding region: 1-702 (233 amino acids)
Source: RefSeq, a predicted model, not a curated record